Messenger RNA from Drosophila hydei, 3171 nucleotides. It is a transcript of the gene scaf6, whose product is annotated as calcium homeostasis endoplasmic reticulum protein. Gene Ontology annotation, cellular component: perinuclear region of cytoplasm. The record is from RefSeq and is a predicted model, not a curated record. Gene Ontology annotation, molecular function: RNA binding. Lineage: Eukaryota; Metazoa; Arthropoda; Insecta; Diptera; Drosophilidae. Bases 159 to 3065 code for a protein of 968 amino acids. The transcript has 13 exons. Gene Ontology annotation, biological process: intracellular calcium ion homeostasis; RNA processing.
UAUGGCGUCUGAAUAAAAAGCAAGAAGAAGGGUGCUGCUGAUAAAAAUUCUUUGCGGUCGCCGCAAAAAGUGAUGAAUUGUUUGUUAAAAGUUAUGAUUAUUUAAGCCUUAAUCUUUACAAAAUAACUAGUUUGUAAACAAAUAAUAAACUUAAGACAAUGGAUGCUCAACCGCCAAGAGAUGCAAGUUUACGCAAUAUAAUAGACAAACUGGCUGAAUUUGUGGCACGCAAUGGACCCGAGUUUGAAGCAAUUACCAAACAAAAGCAACAGAAUAAUCCAAAGUUUGAAUUUCUCUAUGGCGGCGAAUUUGCCAGCUAUUAUCAGUUCCGUGUGGCAGCGGAGCAGGCAAUGCUAAAGCAGCAAAGCGGCUUGCCAACAAAUGCACUCUAUAUGCAACAGCCGCCGCCCACUCAUCCACACUAUGCUCCACAGCAACAGCAGCAACAACAGCAGCAGCAACUGCCACCCAUUAUGCAUGACAAUGUCCAGGAUAGUAUGCAGCAACAAAAAUCUCAACAUCUGUGGCCACCUAAUGCCGGCGUUGCAACCGGAACUGGUUCAGCUCCAACACCGCAAUCAGCAAAUGGCACUGCAAUGACAUUGAAUUUGGCCAGCCAAUUGGAUGCAAUUAAAAUGCAACAGAAUACACUGCGAGAGCAAAUCAAACAGUCGGAAGCGAAUCUUUCCGCACAGCAUACGGCACUGAUGACCCAAAAGACAAAGCAAAUCGACGAUGCAAUGGCAGCGGCACAGACGACACAGCUGGAACAAUUGGCCAAUGAGCAGAGCAUUGUGAUCAGGGAUUUUGAUGCUGUACUCCAGCCGAUCAUCGAGUCCUGCACCAAGGAUAGUAUCUCAUCAGGCAAGAACUGGAUUUUACAGCAUUCAACCGACAGCGCAAAAAUCAAUGUCGUUUUACAAUAUCUUUUAAAGAAGGCUUUGGUCAAUGGUUCAACGUUUCAGCAAAAAUUGCAUCUUAUAUAUUUAGUUAAUGAUAUACUCCAUCAUUGCAUGCGCAAAAAUAUCAACGAUUUGAAGAACAGCCUCGAGAACGUCGUUAUUCCGAUGUUCUGCAGCGCCGACUUGAUUGCGACCAAUGAUCAGCGCCAGAAGCUGUCGAAGCUGCUUUCUUUGUGGGAGUCCAAGGCCAAGUUCUUUGAUGCGUGUGUCAUCUCCAAGCUACAAUCUCCGGACUCUUCGAUGCAGGAGUAUAAGACGAAUCUGCAGAAUACACAUCACGAUAUUGUGGCCAAGUACACGCAGAGCACGAAGGCCACGCUGGACAACUAUCAAAAGCAGCAUCAAAUCUUCAUGCAACAUGCCACGCAACAAAUUGCGCAGCUGGAGCAGCAAAAGCUGCAACUGGAGAAACAAAUGCUGGUCGCACAAAAUGCUCAGCCGGGCACACCGCAAGCCAAAUCUAUACCUUCAUUGAUGGCGCAACGCAUCGCUAUGCCUGGCACAGUGGAGGAGCAACUUAUGAAUACGCCGCCGCCGCCAACGACGACGCAUGAGCCAGGAAACAACAUGUACGCAGGCUAUCCACAGCAACAGCAACAGCCGCCACCGCAGCAGCAGCCGCCACCUAGCAGUCAUUAUGUCGAUGCACGCGGUCCUAACUUUUUCAUUCCGGAUAUGUCGAAGCCGCCGCCAGGCUUUCCAACACCCAUACACGGUCAAGUGCCACCGCAGCAGCAACAGCAGCAACAACAGCAGCAGCCACUGCCGAAUCAGUAUCCGCCAUUGCCUGGACAAUUGCCUGUUGCAGCUGGCGACGCGCCUGUUGAUUUGGGCGUAUUAAAUGCAGCCAUACAAGCCGUAAUGCAAUUGCAGCAUCAGCAACAACACCAGCAACGACAUCCCGACGAGCAACAGCAACAAUUGCAACUGCAACACCAGCAGCAGGUGCAACAACAACAGCAGCAGGUGCCACCGCCAUCAUCAUUUGGACAAAUGCCACACUCGAAUCUGACUGAUCCAGGCGUCAAUAUGGGCGCUUUGAAUGCAGCGAUGAAUGUGGUGAUGCAACAGCGAUCGGAUGAUGACCAACUGCCCCAUACGGACUGUGAUUUGGAAUCAGGGGAGCCGCCCAUGGUCAUGCAAGAGCCACAAGUGCCGACAGCGCCUUAUUAUGACUUGCCAGCAGGUCUCAUUGUGCCACUUAUACGACUGGAGGAUUACAACUAUAAGCCACUAGAUCCAACGGAAAUACGUUUGCCAGCACCAGCGCCGCAAAGCGAACGCUUGACAAAUGCAUUAAAUGCCUUUUAUGCGGCGCCUUCACAUGACCGACCCAGGGAUAAUGAGGGUUGGGAGAAGUUGGGUCUGUACGAGUACUACAAGGUGAAGAAUGCGGCGCGCAAGCAAAAGGAGGAGGAGAUCAAGAAUGGCACACGCGACAAAUCACGUUCACCCAGUCCCAUUAUUCUAGAGAAAGUUAAGAAGACCAAUAAGCGGUGUUAUCGCUCCAAGAGUCGAAGUCGCUCGCGUACCCGCUCGCCUGUCAGUCGCAAUAAAUCCCGCUCACGAUCCAAGUCACGUUCUGCGGAACGCGCCGUUACACCGCCGCCUCAACGAAGUCGUGGAGGAGGACCAGGUGGUGGUGGUGGCAGCAAUCGCAAGACCCGCAAUCGUUCGCCGCGUCAUGAACGCGAUAACAACAGUCGCGAGAAUCGCAACAAUAGCAAUAAUAACAACAAUAGCAACAACAACAGUAACAACACUAAUAGCAACAAUGUAAACAACUCCAGGCGGGUAGAACGCGACAGAUCGCCCACCCCCCCUAGUUUCUUUGGAAGCAGCUUUGCCAAGCCGCAGGAAUUUAUAGAGGAGACAAAUAAAGGCCAUCAGAUGCUCAUGAAAAUGGGCUGGGGCGGCACUGGCACGGGCUUAGGCUCGAAAAGUCAAGGCAUUGAUACGCCCAUAUCGGGUGGCGAGGUGCGCGAUCGCAAGGAUAUGUACAAGGGCGUGGGCAACAAUCUAAACGAUCCGUUUGAAAGGUUCCGCAAGAAUAAAGGAGCCGCUUUUGCGCAUCGCAUGAGCACCAGAGAUUACAAAGCCUAAAAGUCUGCCUGCCUACUAAGAUGCCUUGUACACAUCCUCCAACUGAUAUCGCAUUUCUGUUCACUUUUCCUUCCUUUUAGUCAAGAGAAUACAUUUUUUUAAAAAG